This is a messenger RNA of Leopardus geoffroyi (Geoffroy's cat), 1968 nucleotides long. RefSeq names its product acyl-CoA thioesterase 7 (gene ACOT7). Gene Ontology annotation, cellular component: cytosol; nucleoplasm; extracellular exosome. The transcript is spliced from 9 exons. Gene Ontology annotation, molecular function: long-chain fatty acyl-CoA binding. Gene Ontology annotation, biological process: palmitic acid biosynthetic process; acyl-CoA metabolic process. The record is from RefSeq and is a predicted model, not a curated record. Bases 591 to 1691 code for a protein of 366 amino acids. NCBI's taxonomy places the organism in Eukaryota, Metazoa, Chordata, Mammalia, Carnivora, Felidae.
CCCUGCCUGCAGCCGGCGGUGUAGGCCAUCCCGGGUCCUUGGUCGUCUGCAGCCCAGCUCGCCGGCUCCUGACUCCGGGUUCUGCGCACCCACGUGCCCUCCCAGCACAAUACCCAGCAGCUCCGCCAUAAAUGCUCGUUUACGGGGCGUGGAGGGGGACCUCCAAUUUCCCGUCAGGGUCUGAUUCGAGAGUGCAAGCCCCGGAGGCGGACCCCCGCAGGCCUUCCUGCCGCACUCCAGCCCCAGGGCCUCCGAGCCCGGGCUCACCCACCUCGCGGGGCGCUGUAUCCGCCACCGCCCAGCGUCGGCUGCCGGGACGGCCCCUCCCCCCCGCGGACACGCGCGGCGCGGGGCGAGGCUGAUCCACGCGGCUGCCGCGCUCGGCACCGCCCAACAGUCGCCGAACCUUCUGGAAGCCGCUCCCCACCGCGCCCCACCGCCGCCAGAACCGGACGCCCCAGACGCCGGCGGCGGCCCGAGGGGCGGGGCGCGCAGGGGCGGGGCCUGCGCAGGAGACCGCAUUCGAUUCGCGGCCGGCGCCUAGGUCCCGCCCCUCCGACGCGCAGGCCCCGCCUCCACCCUCCCCCUCCAUGGCGCCGCCCGGGCUCAUUCAUUCCGCGCCAGGCCCGCCAGACACCUGCGUUCUCUUUCAGUCGUUCGCCGACGCUGCCAGCAUGUCGGGCCCCGCCGCGGAGACCCCGUCCGCCAUCCAGAUCUGCCGGAUCAUGAGGCCGGAUGAUGCCAAUGUGGCUGGCAAUGUCCACGGUGGAACCAUCCUGAAGAUGAUCGAGGAGGCAGGGGCCAUCAUCAGCACCCGGCACUGUAACAGCCAGAAUGGGGAGCGCUGCGUGGCCGCCCUGGCCCGGGUCGAGCGCACCGACUUCCUGUCGCCCAUGUGCAUCGGGGAGGUGGCGCACGUCAGCGCAGAGAUCACCUAUACCUCCAAGCACUCCGUGGAAGUCCAGGUCAACGUGAUGUCUGAAAACAUCCUCACAGGAACUAAAAAGCUGACCAACAAGGCCACCCUGUGGUACGUGCCCCUGUCGCUGAAGAACGUGGACAAGGUCCUGGAGGUGCCUCCGGUCGUGUAUUCCCGACAGGAGCAGGAGGAGGAGGGCCGGAAGCGGUACGAGGCCCAGAAGCUGGAGCGCAUGGAGACCAAGUGGAGAAACGGAGACAUCGUGCAGCCCGUCCCGAACCCAGAGCCGAACACGGUCAGCUACAGCCAGUCCAGCUUGAUCCAUCUGGUGGGGCCUUCCGACUGCACCCUGCACGGCUUCGUGCACGGAGGUGUCACCAUGAAGCUCAUGGACGAGGUGGCUGGGAUCGUGGCCGCACGUCACUGCAAGACCAACAUAGUCACCGCUUCUGUGGACGCCAUUAACUUUCACGACAAGAUCAGAAAAGGGUGCGUCAUCACCAUCUCCGGGCGCAUGACCUUCACGAGCAACAAGUCCAUGGAAAUCGAGGUGUUGGUGGACGCCGACCCCGUGGUGGACAACUCGCAGAAGCGCUACCGGGCAGCCAGCGCCUUCUUCACCUACGUGUCCCUGAGCCAGGAGGGCAAGUCGCUGCCCGUGCCCCAGCUCGUGCCCGAGACCGAGGACGAGAAGAAGCGCUUUGAGGAAGGCAAAGGGCGGUACCUGCAGAUGAAGGCAAAACGGCAGGGCCAGGCGGAGCCCCAGCCCUAGGCGCCCCCUCCCGCGCCAGGCCUGCGGGGGCCCCAGUGUCUAGUCACUUAGAAUUUACCCCCUUGGCCGAAAACCCAAUCCACAUUGAGAGCUGGUGUCGUGUGAAGUGUUCGUCUUGCAGUGUUAACCUGUGCUCUCUCCUGAAAACCUACACACCAAAGCUUUAUUUAUACCACUCCAGUGUCGUCCCUCCCGCUGGAGGCACUCCCGAGGGAAUGCUCGCGUGCACGGUGUGUACGGAAUCCAGCGUCACUAAUAAAGCUGCUGUUUGACUGGA